AAAACAACUCAUUCCAAUUCUCACAAAAAGCCAGGUCCAAAAGUUCCCAAAUUAAGUCCAAACCAAGUUACUUUUGGACGAGUUUACAUCCACUACUGAAUCUUAUUCCAAAUUGUCUAUUGGCUAGCCCCAUGACAGGAUAAUGAUAAUUGAAAGGAAUGAGAAAAAUAUAACCACACAACACAUUAUCUUCGUCACCAUAUUUCAUUCUACCAAGAAGAGAGAUGGGAACCACCUCCCUCUCUUCAAACUCACCUUCUCUCAUCAACUUCAUUCUCACUAGACGUUCAACUUCACUACCAUCAACCAGACACAACAAUUUCCUCACACUUCAACCUCACACUUCUCUCCCUUUUCAUUCCAUCACAUGCAGCAGCAGCAGCGGCAACAGCAACGCUGCCGAAACAGACCAGGAUGAAACAAACUCAAUUCAAGCACCAACUACAACACCGGCUAAACUGGUUGAGCUAAGGCUCAGGAGAAGAACAAGGAGACAAGCGAAACGGCAGAGGGAGAAAGGAACUGUUACAAAUAGCAUAGAGCAACCCAGUAAGGCAGAUGCUCCUCCUAAGAAAUGGGAGGAAAUGAGUUUUCAAGAGAAGGCAAUGGAGCUUUAUGUGGGAGAGAAAGGUGCUCUGUUUUGGCUUAAUAAAUUUGCAUAUGCUUCGAUCUAUAUCAUGAUUGGAGCUUGGAUAGUGUUUAGGUUUGUGGGUCCUGCACUUAAUAUUUAUCAGUUGGAUGCACCUGUACUGACACCUAGUGAUGUAUUGAAGGGAUAACAAGUUUGUAUUGUAAUUUUAACAUAUGUAUUAAACUUUUUUAAGAUCACAAAAAUCUAUCAUUUUUUUUAAAUGAGUUGUAAUGAUAAAGUCUUAUAUGUUUCUUUGUUCAA
Molecule: messenger RNA, 892 nt
Organism: Lathyrus oleraceus (garden pea)
Lineage: Eukaryota; Viridiplantae; Streptophyta; Magnoliopsida; Fabales; Fabaceae
Exons: 1
Coding region: 225-779 (184 amino acids)
Cellular component (GO): chloroplast
Source: RefSeq, a predicted model, not a curated record